AAACACGUCUUGAGGAGUUGUGUUUCAUUUUCGAAUUUGAAAGAGGAAGAAGAGAACUCGAAAACCAGAAAAUCUGUGUGAGUUGUUUGUUCCCUGUUCGUCAGUGCUGUAAACCCAAACUCAAUAUUUAUUUCUUUAUUUGCUUUCGCCAGUAAAUUCUCUGUUCCUUUGUCUCCUUCUUCGUCGUUUGCUUCCCUCGGAGAAGUCGACCCUCAACUCGUCUGAGCUCCAAUUCCAGUUCUCAGCGAGUGUUAUUUCUCCUUGGACUCUUAAGCAUUUCAUAAAGGCUCCCUCGAUUUGCCAGAUCUUGCUUCGGUUGUCAGCACUGUUACAGGUUGUGUUUCAUGGGCAAUUCGAGAUCACGUGUCCCAAUUGUGUGUUUUGACAGUAUGUACCUUUAGUUACAAGCUUCGGUUGGACUUUCUGGUUAGUCGAUUUUGAGGCUAUCUCCAGUAUUUGGCAAAAAUUGAUGCAUGAAUGUGAAGCUGCGGAGGUACUUGAAUUUGGAAAUAUCAUCUUGUUGCCAUUUCGCUAAUCAUAUUUAAUUAAAGAAAUCACAUGAUUUGCUCGCCCUACGUAUUACGUGCGGAGGUUAUGGGGGUGCCUCUUGCUAUACGGUGAAGAGAAGCUUUUGUGUGUAAUUUUAUGAACAUACAAUCACAGAAGUUUGUAUAUGAUGGGGAUCAUUUCUCGCAGCAGUCCGACUCACAGAAAACCAAGUGAAAGCAUGAGGCUUAUUGUCACUACUUUUAUUGGAGUCAUUUUUGGCUUCUUCAUAGGAGUGUCAUUCCCAAAACUGUCAAUAACAAAGUUGAGUCUUCCAUCCAACCUGCUUCCAUCCAUUGAUCUCUCUUACAUUGAAGGCAAAUAUACAGGUAGCUAUACUUGGUCGUUUGUGAAGAGUUCCAACAGAAGCUCAUCACAAGAUCAAUCAUUGAUUGAUUCAUCAAAGAUUUGGGUUCCAUCAAAUCCAAGAGGUGCAGAGAUGUUACCUCCAGGAAUAGUUGAAGCUGAGUCAGAUUUUUACUUGCGUAGAUUGUGGGGUAAACCUAGUGAGGAUUUAACCUUUAAGCCGAAGUACCUUGUAACCUUCACUGUUGGCUAUAAUCAAAAAGACAAUAUUGAUGCUGCUGUUAAAAAGUUCUCAGACAACUUCACAAUCCUUCUCUUUCAUUAUGAUGGCCGAACAACUGAAUGGGAUGAGUUUGAGUGGUCCAAGAAGGCUAUUCAUGUAAGUGCUCGAAAACAAACCAAAUGGUGGUAUGCCAAGCGGUUUCUGCAUCCUGACAUUGUGGCACCAUAUGACUAUAUAUUUAUGUGGGAUGAAGACCUAGGGGUUGAGCAUUUUAAUGCAGAGGAAUACUUAAAGCUGGUGAGGAAGCAUGGCUUGGAGAUUUCACAGCCUGGUCUGGAACCUAAUAGAGGGUUGACAUGGCAGAUGACAAAGAGAAGAGAUGAUCAAGAAGUUCACAAAGUAACAGAGGAGAAACCAGGAUGGUGUACCGAUCCUCAUUUCCCUCCUUGUGCGGCGUUUGUUGAGAUUAUGGCUCCAGUGUUUUCACGAGAUGCAUGGCGCUGUGUGUGGCAUAUGAUUCAGAAUGACUUGGUCCAUGGAUGGGGCCUUGAUUUUGCUCUUAGAAGAUGUGUUGAACCUGCUCAUGAGAAGAUUGGAGUUGUUGAUUCUCAGUGGAUUGUUCACCAAGGUGUUCCUUCACUGGGGAAUCAGGGAGAGUCGCAAACGGGAAAAGCACCAUGGCAGGGGGUGAGGGAAAGAUGUAGAAAGGAGUGGACUAUGUUCCAGAGUCGGAUGACAAAUGCAGAAAACGCUUAUUACAAGGCCAUGGGAAUUGAUCCUUCCAAUUCCACAGCUCAUUAGGCACAAUAAUGAAGAGAAAAAAAUAAAAUAAAAUUGACUUGUAUACAGCCGCCACCACCACCCCUGUGCUUAGUUAUUUUCGUUACAAUUUGUUAUACCUUGCCCUCUCAUCAUUGUUCACGCGCAUGUAGCUUCGGUUAUGUUAGAAGAGUCCCCGUUGGGACACAAUCUGGAACCCAUUGAUGUAUCUGGUUUAUUUGAUUAUAUCAAAAUUAUAAUCAUAUUCUUGGAA
Prosopis cineraria is the source of this 2108-nucleotide messenger RNA. RefSeq lists its product as uncharacterized. NCBI's taxonomy places the organism in Eukaryota, Viridiplantae, Streptophyta, Magnoliopsida, Fabales, Fabaceae. The transcript is spliced from 17 exons. Bases 674 to 1876 code for a protein of 400 amino acids. The record is from RefSeq and is a predicted model, not a curated record.